Macadamia integrifolia is the source of this 2137-nucleotide messenger RNA. RefSeq names its product ABSCISIC ACID-INSENSITIVE 5-like protein 2. NCBI's taxonomy places the organism in Eukaryota, Viridiplantae, Streptophyta, Magnoliopsida, Proteales, Proteaceae. The coding region runs from base 563 to 1858 and encodes 431 amino acids. The record is from RefSeq and is a predicted model, not a curated record. Gene Ontology annotation, cellular component: nucleus. Gene Ontology annotation, molecular function: DNA-binding transcription factor activity. Gene Ontology annotation, biological process: positive regulation of DNA-templated transcription. The transcript has 6 exons.
AUAUAUAUAUAGAGAACCGUCCUAUUCCAUUGAGUGCGGUCGGUGUCAGGGACUCAGGGACCCCCUCUCUUCUUCUCGGAAGAGAGGUUCAUUGGGAGAAAAAGCUCUCCGGCGUAUCUCAGAAGUUCCAGUCGAAGCUCUUCUUCAAUAGCGAUCGUUUAGGAAAACUUGAGAAGGAGUACUGUAUUAUCUUUGGAAAGGAUUCCAGUAAUGCAGGUUUAGGACGUUGUUUUGUUCCAAUUGUUCGAAGUUUGCUGUUCUAAUCGCGAGAGAAGAAGAUUUGUAUCGCCAGUAAGGUACAAGCUAGACAUGGUGUAGAAAAAUCAUAUUGUUCUCACGAUGAAGAUGCUAAAGUCAAACCUUCCAUUGGCCCAGUAGAUCUAAGACAAUUUUUUCAUUUUUAUUUUAGGACGAUUUGAGUGUUACGACCGGGGAUAGCAGGUUGGAGAACUUUUUCGACAUGGGAUUCAUCAGCAUCCAACAACUGUUUCAUCUUCUACCAUUAUAAGGAUAUAGAAAGAACCAAAACCCUAAUUGAGAAUCUAAAGGAUUAAGUAGUAAGAUGGUGGUUCCGGAGUCGAAAGCGGUGGCCCAUGGCAAGUUGGAGUUGGGAACACCGGCAGCGGAGGAGAUAACUUCUUCCAAGUCACACUCAUUGUCAUCAUCACUGGGAAGACAAACCUCCAUCUACUCCCUCACACUCGACGAAUUCCAGAAUUCUCUUGAGAAUGGGAAGAAGUUUGGGUCGAUGAACAUGGACGAGUUCCUGAACAAUAUCUGGAAUGCGGAUCAGGAAAACCAAGCUAACCAAUCAGAUGACGACACUUCUCCAUCCAUCCAAAACCAACGAGGACAAAGUGGGGAGAAGAGUAUAGCCAGCCAACGUAGCUUACCCCGCCAAGUUUCUCUUACUCUUUCUGGACCUCUUUCUAGGAAGACAGUAGAGGAAGUGUGGGAGGAAAUCCGGAGAACCCAGGAAGAAGAGCCCAGUGAUGGAGGAGGAAGUCAUACAACUACGGCUACAACUACAACUACAACAACCCAUCGCCAGGCCACCUUCGGGGAGAUGACAUUGGAAGAUUUCUUAGUAAAAGCAGGGGUGGUUAGGGAAUCAGGUCCACCCCAGGUGGCGGCGCCACCGGCACAUGAGACACAGCAGUACGAUCUGUACAAUAAUACUAAUGCGGCGGCUUUGGAACCAAUUAACUUCGGGAUAGGACCAGUGCUUGGUCUUGGGUACACUAACCACCACCGGAGUAGCGGAGAUGCCAUGGGCGUUAUUAAUGUUCCAUCUAGCUACCAAGCAUUCCCUACAAGUGAUGGGGUAGUGGGGGAGACUUCGAAUUACGUUGGGAAUGGUAAGAGGAACGGAGGAGGUUAUCCGGCGACGGCGGGGGCAGUCUGUUUUGGAGGGAGAGCGACAAUUUCACCGGCGAGCCCAGGAUCGUCUGACGGAACUCAAGCAGAGAACUCGGGUGCAAUGGGGAGUUGUUACAGGGUUGCGGAGAUGGGAGGGUUAAGGGGGAGGAAGAGGGUGAUAGAUGGGCCUGUAGAGGUGGUGGUGGAGAGGAGACAGCGUAGGAUGAUCAAGAACAGAGAGUCCGCCGCCAGAUCCCGUGCCAGGAAACAGGCAUACACGGUAGAGCUGGAAGCAGAGCUGAACCAACUGAAGGAGGAGAAUGCUCACCUCAAGCGAGUUCUGGCGGAAUCAGAGAAGAGGAGGAGGCAGGAGUUGCAGGAUGAGAUGAAGGAAAAGCCUCCAACAAAGGCAAGAAAAGCUGAGGAGAAGUUAAAAAUGAUGAGAAGAAGCAUCAGCUUUCCUAUUGGGCUCUGCUGCGAUGAUCACACUGGAAUUUAGAAUCAAACAUAAAUGAAUGCCAAAUGCAGUACUCACUCUCAUCUUCAAGUUUCAGUGGUAUUAGGUGGGGACAAAGAGUGGGGGAAGUUGUACAGAUGACCCUAUUAUUACUGUAAUAGGCUUUUCGCUUUUAGUAUAUGGUUGUCUUCUUGUUUUUCUUGGAAAUGGAUAGGUUUGUUUUGUAACCAGUGGUGCCCUUAGCUAUUACAGUUAUACUGUUGUAUAUAUUUUGAAGGGCAAAAAGUUAUGAAGUGAUGCCAUUAGUGGUCUGUUGUUUCA